AAUCUGACGUGGCGAGUGAGAAAAUGGGCUUGUGAGGAGCACUCUUCCACAUCCUCUUUCUUCUAUACUCUUCUCUUAUCAUCAUCAUCACAUUCAUCUUCUCCACUGAUCCCACCAGGCCACCACACUUUACUUUUCUCCAAUGACGACAAUGAACGUUCCUCCGGCGACUCUUUACGCCGGAAAAACCUCAACGAUCUUAUCGCCGACGACUCCAAACCUCCUCAGAUCGUCUUUCUUGCCGUAUUACUCGAUCAGACCACUCAGCAACAAGAAACCUCUCUCCAAAUCACCAUCCUCCUCUGCUCCGAGAUUCUCCAUGCGUGUGUCCUCCAAGCAAGCCUACAUCUGCCGUAUAUUUACAAUGAUAGAACUCCAUUCGACAAGUUACCUGAUAAUUACUUCUGUCCAGUGUGUGCUGCUCCAAAACGGAGGUUUAGACCGUACAUGCCGGAUGUGAGCAAGAACGUUAACGACAAGGAUGUGAGAAAAGCAAGAAAAGCUGAGCUCCAAAGAGACGAAGCUGUUGGGAAGGCUUUGCCUAUAGCUAUUGCAAUUGGGGUUUUAGCACUCGCAGCUCUUUACUUCUACGUCAACAAUACGACA
Messenger RNA from Thlaspi arvense, 606 nucleotides. NCBI's taxonomy places the organism in Eukaryota, Viridiplantae, Streptophyta, Magnoliopsida, Brassicales, Brassicaceae. The record is from the annotation of a GenBank genome assembly.